Nicotiana tabacum (common tobacco) is the source of this 1433-nucleotide messenger RNA. RefSeq names its product AT-hook motif nuclear-localized protein 10. The record is from RefSeq and is a predicted model, not a curated record. NCBI's taxonomy places the organism in Eukaryota, Viridiplantae, Streptophyta, Magnoliopsida, Solanales, Solanaceae. Gene Ontology annotation, molecular function: minor groove of adenine-thymine-rich DNA binding.
UUCCUUUUUCCUUUUGCUUUAAAUCUCUCCAAUUCUAACUAAAGACAUAUUUCGUCGUUUUCAUAUUUAAGGGUUUUGUGUUGAAAAUAUAAAUAGAAUAAUAGGUAAAGAAUACUGGUAGUAAAUAAUUAGUGAAAAUAGGGAAAAACAAAAAAAAUGUCAGUUGGAGAAUCCAAUGGAGUUCACGUAUCAAUGCAAAACCUGGGAUCAGUAUCACCCUUUGCUGCCGAUGAUCGUACGGCAACGUACAACCCUUUGAUGCAACCAAUUUCCUCUUCCACUUCCCCGACGCCGUCUUUUCAAGUUCCCGCCGCCGGCGAUCCUCCCGUCACUAUCGCAGCUCCGCUUAAUGUAAACCCUAUCUCAAUUGAACCUGCUAAACGAAAACGCGGAAGACCGAGGAAGUAUGCUUCUGAGGGUUCCGCGAACCCUGGGAUGAUUUCUCCUCCGCCGCCGUCGCAGGUCGCCGGUAGUGGAUUUCCGUCUCCUACGCCGCCGCAAGCAACUGAGUCGGCGGUGAAAAGGGGUAGGGGGAGACCACCUGGUUCUGGCCGAAAGCAGCAGCAACUAGCUGAUUUAGGAUCAGCAGCAGCAGGGGUUGGAUUUAGACCACAUGUUAUUACAAUAAAAGCUGGAGAGGAUGUGUUGGCAAAACUAAUGUCAUUCUCCCAAAGUACCUCACAAGCAGUGUGCAUUCUGUCAGCCAAUGGCUCCAUAUCUAACGUAACACUUUGGCAAGCAGCAACAUCAGGUGGAACUGUAACUUAUGAGGGACGGUUUGAGAUCCUAACUCUGUCUGGUUCCUUUCUUCUCUCGGAAUCUGGUGGUCAACGCAGCAGAACAGGUGGUUUGAGUGUGUCACUAGCUGGACCAGAUGGCCGAGUUUUGGGUGGCGGUGUGGCAGGGCUUCUUACAGCGGCAGCUGCUGUUCAGGUUAUUGUUGGUAGCUUCAGCACGGAAGGUCAGAGGCAGCGAAAGCCAGGGAAUUCCGAUGCCUUUGGUACACCAGCAACAUUAACAUCAGCGGCCAGAAGUCCUCCAUCACUCGGAACCCUAAGUGAGUCGAGUGGUGGGCCUGUUAGCCCUCAUAAUCAGGUUGUUGAAACUUCAAAUAAUAGUCCUGGAGUUGCUAACUUGCCCUGGAGAUGAGAGAACCUUAUAAAUAGGAGUGCUGUUCUUAUGCUUCCAGAAUUCGUGUUGAUACCUCAACCUUUAGAAAGCUGUGCAGUCUGUUUAUUUAGUAGUAUUUCAUUAUUACAGUGUAAUCAUGAUAAAGAUUUUUCCGUCCCAGCCUACUAUCUGAAAACGUGUAAAAGAGGCAUGUGGUUUGUUGCCAUUAAAUAGGUUACAUAAUGCUAUCAUUUUCUAUGGAGAACACUAUGUCAUACAUAUAAUGCUACUUUGCUCGAGUCGGAAUGUAAAGUUUCUGUGUA